AACACACGCCAUCUUGACAGCACCCUCAAAAUGGCAGAAAGAUGUGAGCUAGAAACCGAGUCCGGACCAAGAUUCCUGCUCUCUGUUGUUUAAAACCAAACUCGCCAGUUUCUCCUGAAACGAGUGGUUAUGGGGUUGGUGUCCAGCGCGGCAUCACAGAGCCUGUAAAAUGGACAUAACGACAGCGGUUUUCAACGCGGCCAGAGAUGGUAAGCUAAAACUUAUCCAGAAGUUGCUGAGCAACAAAACUGCUGAGGAGCUGGAGGCUUUAGCCGAGGAGAAAACACAGGGUGGCACCCCUCUGUUGAUAGCUUCUCGAUACGGACAUUUAGAGGUUGUAGAUUACCUCCUCGAACAUUGUAAAGCUAAUGUCGAACUCGGGGGUUCGGUUAACUUUGACGGCGAGACCAUCGAGGGGGCUCCGCCGCUGUGGGCGGCUUCGGCAGCCGGUCACCUCCCAGUGGUUAAGACGCUACUGAAACACGGUGCCUCAGUGAACAACGCAACACUAACUAACUCAACGCCGCUCCGAGCUGCCUGCUUUGACGGUCACCUGGAGAUCGUCCGCUACCUGGUGGAGCACAGAGCCGACAUGGAGGUCGCCAACCGCCACGGCCACACCUGCCUCAUGAUCUCCUGCUACAAGGGCCACAAGGAGAUAGCCAAGUUCCUGCUGGACCGCGGUGCUGAUGUCAACCGCAAGAGCGUGAAAGGCAACACCGCCCUCCACGACUGUGCAGAGUCAGGUAGUCUGGACAUCAUGAAGAUGCUGCUAAAGUGCAAUGCCCGCAUGGAGAGAGAUGGCUAUGGCAUGACCCCACUCCUCGCUGCAAGUGUAACAGGCCACACCAACAUUGUGGAAUAUCUCGCCCACCAGCCCCGCACCUCUAGAGAGGAACGGGUUGAUGCACUUGAACUCCUUGGGGCUACUUUUGUGGACAAAAAGCGGGAUCUCUUAGGUGCGAUGAGGUACUGGAGAAGGGCUAUGGAGCUGAGGCAGCCAGGGGACAAAGCUGGAUGCCUGGCCAAACCUCCACCUGGUCCCCCAGUCCCUGCCUAUGGCUGCGCACAGGAGGUGAGCACAGCAGAGGAACUGGAAGCUUUGAUCACAGACCCAGAUGAAAUGAGGAUGCAGGCUUUGUUAGUCCGAGAGCGCAUUCUGGGGCCAUCCCACCCAGACACCUCUUAUUACAUCCGCUACAGGGGGGCGGUGUAUGCUGACUCAGGCAACUUUGAGCGCUGCAUCAGCCUGUGGAAAUAUGCUUUAGAUAUGCAGCAGAGCAACCUGGACCCUCUCAGUCCCAUGACAGCCUCCAGUUUCCUGUCCUUUGCAGAGCUCUUCUCUUUUGUUCUUCAGGACCGGGCCAAAGGCACCUUGUCAACGCGCAUCACCUUCCACGAUCUGAUGACUGUGCUGGGGAAAAGCGUGAGGGAGGUAGAGAGAGCUGUGGCACAGAAGGACAACCCUCCAGAGGCUCCUCAAUUCACCAAGGCGCUUUCCAUCAUCCUCCACCUGAUCUUUCUGCUGGAGAAGCUGGAGUGCAGCCCGGAGCAGGAGCACCAGAAGAAGCACACCGUGUACCGUCUGCUAAAGCUGAACCCUCGAGGCCGGAACAGCUUCACUCCUCUCCACAUGGCUGUAGACAAGGAAACCACGUCUGUGGGCCGCUACCCGGUUGGCCGCUUCCCCUCCCAGGCGGUGGCAGCGCUGCUCCUAGAGUGUGGUGCAGACGUUGAUUCGCGGGACUGUGAGAACAACACACCGCUGCACAUCGCUGCAAGCAACGGUUGCCCUGAGAUUAUGGCGCUACUUAUGAAGGCUGGGGCUCACUUUGAUGCUACAAAUGCACAGAGGAAGACAGCUUACGAGCUGUUGGAUGAGCAGAGCAGCGGGCACCCGGCCCUCUACCCACUGAACUACGUCACCCUUCAGUGCCUGGCGGCGCGUGCAAUUGAAAAGCACAGACUGCCCUACAGGGGACUCAUCUCCGAGGAGAUGGAGGCUUUCAUCGAGCUGCACUGACUUCCACUGCUCCCCACGGAUGAGGAACCCCUGCACUACUCUUCCUGUUGUCCCCCAUGUUUUACUAUGACCUGCCACAUCAUUCUCUUCAUGUUUGUCUCUUUUUGACUCAUGCUUUGCUCCUGGCCCUGCCAACCUUGUGUCAGACCAAACCAUAGCAAUAAGAAUCCAGCCUCUGUCCUUAAAUCUCUGGCUGAGAUCUGGUCAGUUUUCACUUUGUUUUAACGUCAAGUCACAUGGACUUUUAAAUUGAUUGGUGGUUUUUGUUGCUUUUUAAAGCUGGGUGUAACAACUUGAUACAGGCUUGAAUGCAUUUUCUCCCACUAAAAAAGGAGCAUGUCUGGUCCUUAUGUGUGUUUGAUGGUGUAUGGACUGAAUGAGAGAUGGGUUUUAACGUUACUGACAGGAAGCAUCUGAUCAAACUAGCCAGAUAACAUGCAUGAAAAUGAAGAGUGAAUACGAUUAGCUCACUUGCAGUUUUGCAUAUUCAUUCAGAAAGGAUGUGUUUGAACUAACUCACAGCUCAAACUCGCUUGCCGGUAAUUUUUGCCUGGUUCUACAUAUUCACCAUCUGCUAUGCUUCUUUGAUAUGAGGAAGGUGUUGAAUUUACUGUGCCAAACAUCAGCCAUGGAGCUAAGUUCUGUUACAGACCGCAAACCGAUGGCAAAAUGAGAAGCUUAUCUUCUAAGUUAUAAGCCGAAGUAAAAACCUAAAGUGGGGACUUUCAUGCAGCUCCUAGUUCCAGGAGAUCAGCAACUCGAGUUCUUUGAUAUUUCAAACUGUGACAUGAUUUGACUUUUAUGAGACUGAGGAUGAGUGGGGAAAAAAAGCUGGUACCAUAGUUUGGCUAACACUCCUCAGACUCCACACAGACAUUUAUAUCCUAUGCAUUUUGUGAUAUUCCAAUCAGAGGCAACUUUUUUCAAGCAAAAAUUCACUGCAUAAACAGAUUUUUACAUGGGAUUCUACUUUACACUAUUUUACAUGUUUACCUUAACAUGAUAUUGAGCCCUGUCCGGGGCUGCUUCACUGACAAUGAAUUUGUAUCUUCUGAAUUUUUGAACUAUGAAUGUUUUCUUAAAAUUUCUGCCUAUGUCCAAAUGAACAGUGUCGAGCUAGAGCCUAAAUUGUGCCUACAUAACUGUAUUUCUGGGUAAUGUUAACAUUAACAAAGAUAUUCAGUUUAUUGUCAAAGAAGCAGCUUCAGAAAUUGGACUUCUGUGGUGACAACAACAGAGCUUACACCCUCCUGUUUGCAGUCACCCAUUUUGGACACAUCUGUCCAAAAUCAUGUUUUAAUUCUGUUUUGGAAUGAAUUUUCCCUUUAACCUCAGAUGCAGUUCACAGAAAUGGAACAGAUGGCUCUCUGGCCAUUCCUGCAUCUUAGUCUUAUUUUUAAUAGUCUCUCUUUUGUUUAUCUUGUGUUAUCAUGAAUGUUUUAUUUGUCUGUCUGUGCUAAGCACCACCAAGUUGAAUGCACACUGAGAGGCUCUAUAAAUCCUAAAUAGACAACUUACAUUCAGGCUAUGAACUGUUGCUGCCUUUGUCUUUCUCAACUGAUUCUUUUAACUGAUGAUAACUCAAGAACAAAAGUGUGUUGGAGAUACUUGAAUAAAAUUCAGUAUCACAACAGGA
This is a messenger RNA of Toxotes jaculatrix (banded archerfish), 3659 nucleotides long. It is a transcript of the gene fem1a, whose product is annotated as fem-1 homolog a. NCBI's taxonomy places the organism in Eukaryota, Metazoa, Chordata, Actinopteri, Toxotidae. The record is from RefSeq and is a predicted model, not a curated record. Bases 170 to 2023 code for a protein of 617 amino acids. Gene Ontology annotation, molecular function: protein binding. The transcript has a single exon.